GCAACAUCUUUCCGGUUUCACGGACGCCAGACGACGGAGAUACGAACAUAGGUGCUUUGACAAUCCGCGGGGUUCUCUGGGAUGUCGAGCCCAAGUCCUACGAAAGGCCUGAUUUCUCCCCUGCUCAGCCCGCAGCCGUCCACUCCCCGAGGAUCGCUAGAAGGGGACCGCUCGAACGCGCCACCUAGCAAUACCAACGCCGUUAAUGGUCAUAGCUAUGGCGAGGACGAAGACUCUGACCCCGUACAAAGGCUACGGGAUGAGCUGGAGCGGACGAAGGAAGAGAAGGAAGCUCUGGCCGCUCAAUACAGGAACCUUCUGGGCAAGCUCACUACAAUGCGGACAACGCUGCAGAACAAACUGAAGCAAGACGCCGAAGAGCUCGAAAGGCGGGAGCAGCUCGUUCAGCAGUUAACGGCGGAGAACGAGGACUUGGUCUCCACGGUAGAGACCCUCAAGUCCGAACUCCUCACUUCCAAUGAGGAGGCCGAGAAGGCUUCCAGGGAGCUGGAGGCCAUGCGCAGUCGAGCGCUGCAGGAGACUGCCCAAGAGACCAUCGUCCGAGAGCGAGAGCUACGUGAACUACAGAGCGAGCUCGAGCGAUGUCGGAUAGAGAAGGAUGAAUGGGAGCACGCUGCCCUACAUGAGCGAACAUUCGCUGAUGAAGCUAGGGCUACCAUAGAGACUCUGCAGAGAGACCUGGAGAUUGAACGGGAGGCGCGUGAAAGGGAGGCAGCCCAACUUGAGUCGGAACGCGAGAAAGCCAACAAUCUACAGUCCGUACUCGAAGACUUCCAGACAGCGAAAGAACAUGAACUGAAGCAAGCUGUCAAGGAGCACGAAGACCAAUUCAAUCAGUUAACUCAGUCUUUGGCUGAAUAUAAGCACAGAGCAUUGACAGCGGAGCUACAACUGGAAGAAUCAACAUCCAACUCUUCUCGAAUACAAAAUCUCGAGAAAGAAGUGAAAGAGAAAGAGCUUCUCAUCCAGAAGUUACGCCAUGAAGCAAUUAUAAUGAAUGAACACCUAAUGGAGGCCUUAAGGCGUCUCCGACGUCAGUCAUCUGCGGACAAUGUCGAUCGGCGGCUCGUCACCAACGUCCUCCUCUCCUUCCUGGUUACGCCACGCGCAGACAGCAAACGGUUCGAAAUGCUGCAACUUCUAGCUUCAAUACUGCAGUGGAGUGACGCGGAACGUGAAAAGGCGGGUCUUCAGCGGACGGGACAGAAUGCGAAUACCGGUUCCUCGAUAUGGAGUCGUUCCGCAAGUUCGACAUCGUUAUCCGCAACGAAGUCACCAGAGUUGGAGAAGAGCGACGAGACAGAGUCAUUUUCCCGGUUAUGGGUGGAGUUCCUCCUCACUGAAGCCAAUGCCGGCCAAAACGACUCCGCGAUAUCUCCACCACCGGACUCGCAGAAGCGGGGGAACAAUUCUCUGCCCGGAUCGCCGACUCGUUUGCAUCAUCUCUCGCCUGGGUCGCCAUUGUCACCUCGUCGUCUCGCCUCUUUCUCAUCAGCAUCAGCCAUGGCGAGUUCGCCCAACCUGUCUUUGCCGCCUUCACGAAAAGGGAAAGAAAAGGAAGUCGUACUUUGA
Gloeophyllum trabeum ATCC 11539 is the source of this 1593-nucleotide messenger RNA. RefSeq lists its product as uncharacterized. Gene Ontology annotation, molecular function: small GTPase binding. The record is from RefSeq and is a predicted model, not a curated record. Bases 82 to 1593 code for a protein of 503 amino acids. Gene Ontology annotation, biological process: Golgi organization; endoplasmic reticulum to Golgi vesicle-mediated transport. Lineage: Eukaryota; Fungi; Basidiomycota; Agaricomycetes; Gloeophyllales; Gloeophyllaceae. Gene Ontology annotation, cellular component: Golgi apparatus. The transcript is spliced from 6 exons.